Penicillium hordei is the source of this 694-nucleotide messenger RNA. RefSeq names its product aminoacyl-tRNA hydrolase PTH2. Gene Ontology annotation, cellular component: mitochondrion; cytosol. Lineage: Eukaryota; Fungi; Ascomycota; Eurotiomycetes; Eurotiales; Aspergillaceae. The record is from RefSeq and is a predicted model, not a curated record. The coding region runs from base 1 to 627 and encodes 208 amino acids. The transcript is spliced from 2 exons. Gene Ontology annotation, molecular function: peptidyl-tRNA hydrolase activity.
AUGGCCGCCCCAGUACCGCUAGACCGCAUACCCCCUACGACGGCCGCCUAUGUGAUCGCAACAGCGAUCAUUGCGGGUGUGACCGGAUAUUUCAUCGGCCAAGGCUCCUCGAUCAGCCUCUUCAAAGAAAAGGAAGGGUGGCCGAACAGCUACGAUGUGAAGGUCCAUAGCCACUCCUCUGACGAGGAGGACGAAUCAGACUCCGAAGAAGAGACCGACGAGGAAGAUGAGGGCAACGGCGAAGAACUGUCGAGCUUCAAGGACAACAACGAGGAGGUGAAGCUGGUGCUAGUCGUUCGCAUGGACCUAGGCAUGACCAAAGGCAAAAUCGCCGCCCAAUGCGGUCACGCUACCCUCGCCUGCUACAAAUACUUCCUCGAAUACGCGCCCAACUCGCCCAUCCUCAAGAAAUGGGAGCGCGGUGGCCAGGCCAAGAUCGCAUUGCAGGUCAGGUCCGAGGAUGAACUGCUCGUCAUGCAGGCUCAGGCUAUUAGCCUUGGGCUUUGCACGCGCGUUAUCCAGGAUGCUGGGCGCACUCAAAUCGCAAGUGGCAGCAAGACCGUGCUGGGAGUCUUGGGCCCCAAGAGCGUGGUUGACGGCGUGACGGGACACUUGAAGCUGUUGUAAAUUACACACAUUAUAGAUGUGCUUUCUUGAACUAGAUAGGCAAUAAUGAUCAUGACCUCGACGAAGA